ACUGUAUACGGAAAAAUGUAUUCUAUUCGCGUCUCUCCUCCAGGACCUCAUCGCUUCGCCUUCUUCGCGGGUCCAAAGCCAUCACUUUGCGGCGAGCGCGUGAGCGCGAGGAGAUCAGCGAUGCCUUCUCCGAUCCAAAACCCUCGCUUCCUCCUCUACCACCGCUGCCUCCCCCUUCAUUUCCCGCCAAACCCCUUCCCCUUCCCGCCAAAUCCCCGCCGCCUCCUCCACCGCUCCACCGCCGCGCUCUCCCCCCAGCCCGCCCCCGCACCCCAAACCCUAACUUCCGCCGUGCCUCCCUCCUCCGAGAUCCUCUCCAUCCGCGAAUCCCUCCUCUCCCGCCGGAAGACGGCGGCGGAGAUCGCCGCUGAGUACCUCGACCGCCUCCGCCGCACCGAACAGCAGCUCCGGAGCUUCCUCCACGUCUCUGAGACGGCGAUGCGGGAAGCGGAGGAGGUGGAUGGGUUGGUGGAGAGUGGGGCGGAGCUGGGACCGCUCACCGGGGUUCUGGUUGCCGUGAAGGAUAACAUUUGCACCGCCGAUAUGCCGUCGACCGGUGGGUCAAGGAUUCUGGGCAGUUAUCGGCCGGCUUUUGAUGCCACGGCGGUCAAGAGAUUGCGGGAGGCCGGAGCGAUUAUAGUUGGGAAGACUAAUUUGGACGAGUUCGGGAUGGGGAGCACCACCGAAAGCUCGGGCUUCCAGGUUACUACAAACCCUUGGGAUGUCUCACGGGUCCCUGGAGGAUCAUCAGGGGGUUCAGCUGCUGCUGUCUCGGCUAGACAAUGCGUAGUAUCUCUUGGAAGUGAUACUGGUGGUAGUGUGAGGCAGCCGGCAUCUUUUUGUGGUGUUGUCGGAAUGAAACCAACGUAUGGGCGUGUCUCUCGAUUUGGGCUCAUGGCUUAUGCAUCAUCAUUGGAUGUUAUUGGAUGCUUUGGUUCUUCAGUCGUUGACGCUGCCAUUCUUCUAUCUGCAAUAUCUGGUCAUGAUAGAUUAGAUGCGACUAGCAGUAAGCAUGAGGUUUCUGACUAUGCAUCUCAGUUGGUUUCACUUGAUCAUUUGGAGUCUAAACCUUUAAAGGGACUAAGAGUUGGGGUGAUUCGGGAAACUAUUGGAGAAGGUGUGGACCUAGGAGUGAUGUCCUCUGUUCAAGCUGCUGCUUCACAUUUGGAACAGCUCGGAUCCAUAGUCACAGAGGUAUCAUUGCCUUCAUUUUCGCUUGGUUUACCAGCCUACUAUAUCUUGGCUUCAUCAGAGGCAUCUUCUAAUUUGUCACGCUAUGAUGGUGUAAGGUAUGGAUACCAGGCAACAGCUGAUGAAUUAAGUUCUCUCUAUGGUGAUUCCCGAGCUAAUGGGUUAGGUCCUGAGGUCAAGUUGAGAAUUUUGAUGGGAACAUAUGCUUUGUCUGCUGGAUACUAUGAUGCAUAUUAUAAGCGUGCCCAGCAGGUGAGGACACUGGUUCGGAAAAGCUUCAAGGAUGCAUUGGAUAAAAAUGACAUUCUCAUUUCACCUGCAGCACCAUCAGCUGCUUAUAAAAUAGGUGAAAAGACCAAUGAUCCACUAGCCAUGUAUGCAGGCGAUAUCAUGACUGUAAAUGUAAACUUGGCUGGGCUGCCUGCAUUGGUAGUACCUUGUGGGUUUGUUGAAGGUGGACCUGCUGGCCUUCCAGUUGGCCUUCAGAUGAUCGGUGCUGCCUUCCAUGAGGGCAAGUUGCUGAGGGUUGGCCAUAUCUUUGAGCAGACGCUUCAGAAUCACAGAUUCAUUCCACCACUGUUAGCAGAAACCUAGGCUGCGGAUGGUUUUAUUGCCAUAUGGAGAGGGAAGUUUCAGUAUUUCAUGGCAUAUUGAUGGAUCAAAGUAUGCAUGUGGUAUACACUGGUGAUGCUUUUUGCUUGUUGGGGCUCUUUAGCAUAUCAAAUUUUGUGUAUUUUUUACAUUUUUUUUUAUUUGCUCUCCUUUUAUUUUAAAUGUAUAUCAAUUACUCUCUCGCGCUAUAUCAAUUACUCUCUCUCUCUCUCGCGCGCGCGCGCUAUAUGCGGCGCACAUAUGGUCUCUCUCUCUCUCUGGUUGAGAAUGACCAUUAACUGUAUCCACAUGGGUUCCUCAGAACGAACCAUAUAACUGAUAUUGUCAUCAAUCUUCUGUUGCUUUACUGUGUAAUAUUUGCAAUGACUAAGCUACAAUGCAAUUUCUUCAGUAAA
Elaeis guineensis (African oil palm) is the source of this 2198-nucleotide messenger RNA. The record is from RefSeq and is a predicted model, not a curated record. NCBI's taxonomy places the organism in Eukaryota, Viridiplantae, Streptophyta, Magnoliopsida, Arecales, Arecaceae.